This is a messenger RNA of Drosophila nasuta, 4492 nucleotides long. Its product is annotated as protein FAM13A. The record is from RefSeq and is a predicted model, not a curated record. Lineage: Eukaryota; Metazoa; Arthropoda; Insecta; Diptera; Drosophilidae.
CGGCGCGCAAAGAGAAAGCAACGUUUCAAGAUUCUCCUCGUUCUAUAAUCAUAAAAAAAAACUAAAGCGACAAAUAGCUGAAAAAAAACAAUAUAAACUUUUCCAACAUACAAUGUGAAACUUUUGCAAUGCAAUUAAAUUGUGAUUAAGACACAAAUUUAAUUUGCAGAAAACUCUUUACAAAAGCAAAACCAAAGUGAAAAAGAAGUUAAAAAUAAUAAAUUGACUGAAGGAAAUCGUAGCCUUCAACUUCAAAUUUGCUAAAUUGACUAAAAGUGAAACAAUUUCAAUUGAUUUCGAUUGAAAUUAAUUACGUCAGAUUUAUGUGUCUCAUUUAACUGACUUUGAAAAGUGAUUUGCCAAAAAAAGAAAAAACUUUGUGAUAAAUUCGUAGAUUCAAUUGUGAUAUUAAAUCCAAAUAGACUGAUCAAAUUAGCGUAUUCGCUGAUUGAAAUGACGCCCAAGAUUAUUACAUAUUUUCUGUGCGGCAUGCGCCAUCCCACAACUGGCCUUAACGAAGACGACCUAAGUCGUCUCACAGGUUCAUCCUCCUCAUCGACCGCGUCUUGCGGCAGCGCUGCCUCAUCAUCGUCAUCAUCCACGGCAGCGGCAACGCAACGACAACAGCAGGACCCGUGUGAUGUCGUCCAGCUGUCGUCGCAUCAAACGGAUCAGCAGACAUCGCCCCGCUUCAAUUCCACAUAUCUACCCGAAAUCAUAAACCCCUUGGAAUGGCAAAAGUCGCGCAAGCGCAAAGAGCGACUCGACAGCUGCUCGGCCACCAGUCAGGAUCGCAAGCUACAGCGCAGCAACAGCGAGGAGCUGCUCACCGAACCGGAAGCACCCCUCAAUCCGGCAAAUCCCACACAGACGCAUUGCCGUCAAACCCACUGCGAAGUCAUUCGUCGCGUCUCCUCCGAGGAUUUUAAACGCACAGCGAGCUAUGCCAGCUACUGUCAGGAGAUUGAGCGUGAUUCUGGCGUCGAUUUGCCACCCGACAGCAGCGAGCAGCAGGAGAAUAAUGCUGCACUCGCCAAUCUGCCGCAAAGUGUCAAUAUCGAGGCCACCAAAGAUCGUGCGCGUCUCGACACAAGUCCAGCCCGAUCACAGCAACAUUCGCCGGUGCGCAAUGGACGCCAGCAGCAGCUGCAGCGUGAGGCGAGCGAUGACAGCGAGUGUGAGCAUGAGCGUCGUCGGAGCAGCGAACGCUUCUGCAAAUCCCGCCAGCCGCCGGUGCGCAAAUCUGGUGUGAGCAAGAAGCCCAGCACAGGUGGCAAGUAUUUGCCAUCGCGGCGUGACGAGCAGAGCGCUUAUAAAUAUGAUUUGUCAGCGCUUAAGUACGAGCGACGUGGCUUCAUAAGCAGCAAGAAGCAACAACAGCAGCAGCAACAACAGCAGCAACAACAGACGACAGCAGCAACUCUUGCCGAUCACAACGACAACAAUCUGAUUGACUUCCAUCAGCAGCAGCAACAGCAGCAGCUUCAACAGCAGCAGCAACAGACAAAGCGCAGCGCCAGCAUCUCGCCCACUCCGACCACCAGCAGCUCGUGCAGCUCAGCGGGCAGCGAUGACAGCACUCCGAAUGCCACCUCGCCCCCCAUCAAAGCCAAGCCGCCGCAACGCCAGCAGCAGACAUUGAACUUGACCUCUGCGCAGGAGUCGUUGCCUUGGGUGCGUGGCGAUGAGCCAGCGCCGAUGUUGAGUCGUCGCUAUGCGCACUCGCGUCAUCAUGCCGGCGGCAACAUCGAUGCGGCUGCCAAGUUGGCCAAAGUCAUGCCAUAUCCACAACAACAGCCGAAGCAGGCGGCAAGCGUGCAGCUGCUCAGCGAGGACAUGGAUUGCUUGGAGCCCAUGGAUGCGGUGCGUGCGUUCAGCUCGUUGGAGAAUAUGCGCACACGCGAUGUGAUGCAGCAGGUGGUGCCCGCUAUGAUGGCAUUCCAGACGCCCGAGGAGCGAGUCAAGGCCAUCAAUCGUCGCGUGACGGCGUUGAAAAAGAAGCUGGUGCAGCUGGAGGAUUCGCUGGAGCAACGUUUGGGCUAUCGGCCAUCGCAGGCGGAGCGUCUCAAUGACAAGUACAUGAAGAACGCGCUCGCCGAGCUGAGCAAGUUGCGCAAGGAGCGACACGAGCUUAAGACUGAUCCCAUUGCUGCGCUCGGGCUCAAAGUGGGCGCCAAUGUUGGUGGCCAGGGCAGCGGGAUUGCUGCCUCCCAUCAGGAUGCGGCCAAGAAGUUGGAGCGCAUGAAGAACACACUUUGCGAAAUCGAACAGAAUCUCAGCGAGAAGCGAACGCAGUGUCGUCGGCCACAGCAGCUGGAGGAGCUGACAUCCGAUCAACUGGUGCAGGAGAAGACAGCCGUACAGCAUGGACUGCUCUAUUUCGAGAGUCUCUAUGGCCAUCCCAUUACCAAGGAGGAACGCGAUGCAGCGAGAUCGCUGUAUGAUCGCUAUCGACAGCUGAAGCGUUUGGUGUCGCGCAGCAUCAUGUUUGGUGGCGGCAGCGGAGUGCCGGAGCUGCCCACCAUAUUGGAGCACGAGGCUAUGGUCUUUGAGGCAACAUCAACACCGCUGCAGUAUUCAUCGAACAACAGCACUGAGACAACAAAUUCACCCAGCGACUCAAUGGCGCCAAAUAGUACAUUAAACACCCAGAAUGCUUCCUCCGAUGAGUCGACCACCACAACAACGACCACAACCACCGCCACCGAGCACACUCAGGCGGAGAACAUUGCAGCGCUCAGUCUGGAUCAGCUGUGGGAACAGCUGGAGCGUGUCCGAGAUGAGAAGACGUUGCUCAAGGCAACCAUACGCGAGUAUGAGUCCAUAUUCGAAGAGCAGAAUGGUCGCAAAAUGCUAAAACCCGAUCGCAAAUCCCUCGAAACUGAAACCUAUGCGCAGUACAAGGAGAAGAAGGCCAAGGUGCGUCUGCUGCAGGCGCUAAUCAAGAAGCACAUUGGACACUAGAUAUUGCGCCCAUACAUCGGAAUUCCCUUCCCCCUCCCAUACACAAAUUAUUAUUCAUUAUUCAUUCUAAACUUAUUUAUUUCAUCAUAGAAACCAAACAAAUCCGUUUUGAUUACCUACAAACGAAACGAAAUACACAAAAAAUAUAUACAUACAUUAAUAUAUAAUACACAUACACAAAAAAAGAACAUACAUAUAUGUAGUUUUAGAUUUACAUUUAUCAUAUAUUCUAUAAUGAUACAUUUUAUGAAUAUUGUUGAUUCCUUAUUGUUUUUUGAAAACGUCUAUACGAUAAUAUAAAACAAAGCAAAAAACUAAAAAAAAAAUACAUAAUAAAAACAAACAAAAGAAAUGAAAUUAUGAUAUGAUAUUGAAGAAGCUGCAAGCAAUUUGGUUCUGAACGUCAGAUUUACAUAACUUAAUCUUGGAUCACACGCCACAUACACACACACACACAUGGACACAAUCACACAAAUGCAUAUACACAUAUAUCAAGCAGACUUCCAGCAUGGAAUUGAUAUCUAUACAAGCAGACAUAUAUAUAUUGUAUUGGUGUAAAAACAAAUCGCUAUCUGUCUAUCGUCAUUGAUGUUAAAAAAUGAACAGUUCGAUUUUGAUUUAUACACAUAUUAUUAUAGAACGCUUGAUGAUGUCCCAUUGAGCAGAGAAUGGAAAGCUCUAUAUGACUGAACCGCUGUCAGACAUUACGUAAAAAAACAAAAAAAUAAACGAGUAAUACAAAAGAUUCAUGAUUUCCACAUAUUUUUGCACUUAUUGAUUAGUUAUAGAGCUCUAUGUUUGUUAAAGCAUAAAUCAAAUACGAAUAUUUCAAAGAAAACUUUAUAAAUGUUGUCUAUCCAUUAUUAGUAGUCGCAAAUUUUCUAAUGCUAUCUGAAUAUAGACUAUCUAUCUCUCUCCAUACAUCCAUCAUAUAUGGUAUGAAUAAAAUAGAUUAUCUGUAUAUUUGUAUAGAAAUUGAAGAGCUAACAUUUAUCGUCGUGCUUUCAAUCAAAUGUUUCACUUUUUACCGGCAAUUUGAUAUUUGUGUGUGUCGAGUGGAAACGGAAGCAGCUUCUAUUAUCAGAGCACGAUGGCAACCCCAGUCGAUAUCGAUAUAUUCGCAUGAAUUCGUUGAUCGAGGCCGAUUGCCUCGAUAUCGAUUAGUGCUAACCGGUUUUGAAUUCGUUUUCGGUUGUUGAGCAAAGCAAAUAAAGCAAUUGGAUCUUUUGAGGGUAGUAUGCAUGCUAUUUAUUAACAAAGUAUAUUUAACAUAUACAUAUAGAUAAAUAUAUAUAUGAAUAUGAGUAUAAAUUUACAAAUACCAAACCAAAACAUACGAGUAUACAAACAUAUUGAGUAUUGUAAUGAAAAUGUUGACUAAUUAUUGCAACGUUUACAAAACAACCAGAACAAAAUAUUCUUAUAUAUUAUGCAUGGCGCCAAAGCGACAAAAAUAAUAUCCAAAAAAAAAGUGAAUGUCUAUAAUAUGAAGAGCAAAUAAAAUAUAUCACGUUAUAAUACAACAAAA